UUAAUAAGAAAUGGAAAAAAAACUUUAGAGGUUAUCUUGAACAUAAAUAGUCUUUCAUGCUAAAUUAACUAUUUUAAAUAAUUUACUACCAUUAAGACGAUUUGAAACUGAAGGAACAUAAAUACGCUGAGAAAUAUUAAAUAUUACCAUAAAUAAUACAAAACAUGAUACCAUUCAGGAAUAUCAAACCGAGAUAUUUCACGCGAAGUUUAUUGAAUGGAAUUGAAAAGUCAAAUCAUUUAAUUAGAGUUUUAAAUUUGUGUAGUUAUUCUAACACCCCUCCGUAUUCUGAUUCUGGUAACGAAAUCGAUAAGGAUAUUUCGCAGGAAAAAUUAAGUGGUUUCGCAAAAGCCUUUGAAAAACAAUCUCAAAUUCUGGAGAAUCCGGAACAAGAAAAAAGUUAUACUUUCGCUUCAUUACUUCGGAAUUCAAAAUUAAUGGAUUUGGGGGAUCCAGUGGGAAAAACCGUAAUAGGAAAAAUAUUUCAUGUUGUAGAAGAUGACUUAUAUAUAGAUUUUGGAUGGAAAUUUCAUUGUGUUUGUACAAGACCAAAUUUGAGAGGUGAAGAAUACGUCAGGGGCACUAGAGUUCGGAUACAAAUUAAUGAUUUAGAAUUAUCAUCUCGUUUCUUAGGAUCGAGCACAGAUCUUACACUUCUAGAGGCAGACUGUAAAUUACUUGGUAUUAUAUCUACUCCCACUAAACCAGCUGUAAGUGUUAAUUAAAUGAACAAGUUGUUAAAUAUAGUAAUUUGUUUUUGUUUAGUUUUCGUUAAAAUAGUAAACAGAUUUUUAAUGUAAUAAUAAAUAAAAUUGGUA
Bombyx mandarina (wild silkworm) is the source of this 818-nucleotide messenger RNA. RefSeq names its product mitochondrial ribosomal protein S28 (gene mRpS28). NCBI's taxonomy places the organism in Eukaryota, Metazoa, Arthropoda, Insecta, Lepidoptera, Bombycidae. Gene Ontology annotation, cellular component: mitochondrial small ribosomal subunit. The record is from RefSeq and is a predicted model, not a curated record.